UUACCAUAGCAACGACCGGAAGUACCCCACGUCAACUCAAUUCCCGGCAAAAACUCGGAAAAGUGACAACAAUGCAAACCUGAAGCGUCACCGUCAACCUUAAAACCGAACAAGUCGCGCGUGUUCGACACCAUUUAUGAAUCAUCUCCGAGCCUCCCCGAGAAGAAUAUUUCACAAAAAAAGUUUCCGGAAGCUGUGCGAUCCUCGCGCGUCUGUCAACUAUCAACGUCGCCGAGGACAAAGCGGAGCAUGUCCGACGGUGAAGGCUCCGUGGUGGGCGCGAUGUGGUACCGAGACAGGACCGACACUCUGGUCGAGAUCUUCAAGGACCGACGGGAGCAGGAACGUCUCGCGGCCGAGCUGGAGCAGCGCGUCCAGAAGUUGGAGAGUUUGCGGCGGUGGGAAGACGAGCUGCUCAGGGAGGCGAAGAAGGUCGAGGAAUUACUCUCCAACGUCAAUCGUUCUCCAAAGGAACAAGAUCCCAACGUUGAAAAGGCAGAGGAGGAGAGGAAAGAGGCCGGGGAGAAAGAGCUCGAGAAGAAGACGCUGGAGGAAGAGCACGCUCAGCUGCAGCACAGGAAACGGGAGCUCGUGCGUCGCAUUAGCGAGGACGCCACGUAUUGCGACUUCAUGCGGCAGGUGUUAAAAAUAACACAGUUUGAAGAUGACGCGUCUCUGGCAGGCCACCUGGAGAGUCUCCUCGGCAUCAGGGAGCGACUCUGCGAGAAGCAGAGGUCGGCGGAGGAGCAGGUGGACCGGCGGAGGAAAGAACUGCUGAGCUUCCGCGGCCGGCGCCGCGCCGUCCUUCUGCAGCGCGGCGACCGGCUGUCGCGGCUGCACCGCAGUUUGGACGCGGCACGGCUUGAAGUGGAGCGCUGGGAGCAAAAGUGGAAACACAUUCAGGACGAAGCGGCGCAGGAAACGCUCCCGCUGGGACUGAUCAAGAUGGCAACGCUGAACCUCUACGAGUUGACGGGCGGUGACGCCGGGGGCGAGGGAGGCGUCCCUCUGAGUGACACCCGCGCGCAACUGGACAAGAUCAAGAUGUUCAUGGAGGACCACAAAGACAUCGCAAGGCAACUCCCGAGUCGCUCGGACAGAAAUCCAAAGCCGUGUUGACGUUAACAAAACAUUAAACGUUUCAUUUUGCCUUUAAAUAUGGACUAUAUUAUUCAUGUGUUAGAUUUCCAAAUGUACAGUAACGUAUAAGGGAAAAUAUGCUGCACU
Molecule: messenger RNA, 1227 nt
Organism: Syngnathoides biaculeatus (alligator pipefish)
Lineage: Eukaryota; Metazoa; Chordata; Actinopteri; Syngnathiformes; Syngnathidae
Gene: cfap73
Product: cilia and flagella associated protein 73
Exons: 6
Coding region: 250-1119 (289 amino acids)
Source: RefSeq, a predicted model, not a curated record